AUGAAAGUGAUAGAAAAAAGAGAUGCAUUUUUAAGUGAUUACGAAGUAUUACAAUUCUUAACGAAAUUAGAAUAUCAACAUGGUUGGGAUGACGAUACACAAGCACAAUUACAACAAAAUAGAAGGAAGAAGAUCAAGACGAAGAGACCUUAUAACAAUGUCACAUUACAAAGGAUCACGAGAGAUACGAUAUCAUAUUUACGUGUGAAUAAAACUUAUGUACCACAAGAAGACGAGGAUGAAUCAACAAAAAAUGAAAAUAUGAUAUCUCCAAUAUAUAAACUUAAUGACUCUCAAUUUAGUGAAUUGAUGCUUGCAUUGAACAAAUUCGAAUUAUUUAAGAUAGAAAAAUUACAAAUUGUUAAUCAAAUGCCUCGUAAUUUAGUACAUUUAUAUUCUAUAGUAGAGGAAUGUGAUUCGAGGUUCACAGAAGAUCAAAUUACUGAAAUAAUUGGGAUCGUUGAGGCUCACUCAUGA
Molecule: messenger RNA, 477 nt
Organism: Maudiozyma saulgeensis
Lineage: Eukaryota; Fungi; Ascomycota; Saccharomycetes; Saccharomycetales; Saccharomycetaceae
Source: the annotation of a GenBank genome assembly